AUGGCUAGCAAAUUGCGUCAGCAUUCGCUUUCAAAUGUGAGAAAACUUCAAGAACUGGUGCAUGAUUCUAAUGUUCAGCUGGCACAGUUUCGGAAUCUGGUGCAAUGUAUUGGUACAGGACAAGAUGGCCAACAGCUUAGAAAAGAUGUUGAUUCAUUAGGACGAGCUUGCAUUCGAUCGUGUGAAGCAGCUAAAAGUUGUAUUAUGCCCCAACUUCGUCAUGAAAGCGUGGAAUUUACACGGCAUGCAUCACAAUUUAUUGGCUGUGUAAACGCUUGUGUGAUCGAAAUGCGACGUUGCGCAGCAUUAGAGCGAACGUUUCCGAACGGUGAACCCUGCAUUACGCAACAACAAAUUGAGCUUAUGGAGGAAAUGCUGGAAACAUUAGAAAAUUUAAUCACUGUUCAUUAUUCUACUAGCGAAUCAUCUCCUGCUGAACGUGUGACUCCGAGGCGAAGACGUCCUACUAGUUGUCGACCCGCAUGUGUGUGUUCAAAAUUGAAGACUAGCUAUGCAUAG
This is a messenger RNA of Thelazia callipaeda (thelaziosis nematode), 519 nucleotides long. The record is from the annotation of a GenBank genome assembly. NCBI's taxonomy places the organism in Eukaryota, Metazoa, Nematoda, Chromadorea, Rhabditida, Thelaziidae.